Rhagoletis zephyria (snowberry fruit fly) is the source of this 2800-nucleotide messenger RNA. Its product is annotated as nicalin. The record is from RefSeq and is a predicted model, not a curated record. NCBI's taxonomy places the organism in Eukaryota, Metazoa, Arthropoda, Insecta, Diptera, Tephritidae. Gene Ontology annotation, cellular component: membrane. Gene Ontology annotation, biological process: regulation of signal transduction.
UCAUCCACAACUAGUCUUGAUUAAUUAAUGCAUGAACUUUGACAGUACCUUAAAAAUCAACCUUUCCAAAAAAUCAUUAAAAAAAAAAAUAAAAUCAGCCGGUGCCAGUCUAGUCGAGCUAAAUAGAACAAAUUAAAUUUAAUUAAUAUAAUUUAAUUAACACCUGCCUCUUGACACUUCGUGCCGUAUAGCCCAGCGCUACGCACUUGUUCUCAGCAACACUCCACAAAACGAAGACGAAAUGCUUGAGGAUGCCGAGAAUUUCGCGGAUAUUUUCCGCGGUGGUCUGCCAUAUCUGCUCAUAGCGCUUCCAAUUUUAUUCAUCUGCUCUGCUAAUCCUGUACUGGCAUCCAGCGAGUUUUCGGUGCAGCGCAUGUCCCAGUUCGAUGUGAAUGGAGUAGCAUUUGGAUGCCGUGCAUCUGCUUUGUCGCUAGAAGCGAAAUCGCUCUAUACUUGGAGCACGGGCAGGCACUGUGUGUUGGCCAAACUUCAAGAUUUAACAAUUGAUCAGUUUCGCGAGAUACGCCAAAAAGCGGGUGGCUUAGUUAUACUGCUACCCAAGAAUGUUAGCGCAAUGACUUUUGAAGAGAAAGAGCAUCUCAUUUUGCUGGAACAAGCCAUGCUGGCACAACCGAACUCAAUACCUAUUUACUUUUCGCCAUACAAUACUGAAUUGGAACGCAUUAUUUCAGACGUCACUCGAACCAGCAGUAAUAAUGUUGAAGGCAAAUCCCAGCGUAGUUCCGCUGCAGCAGAACUAUUUGCUUCAAUCUCAGCUAAUGGAUAUCAGGUUAUUGUGUCUGGUGCCAGUCACGCGGCUAGCAAGAAUAGUAAAAUUCCAAUUAUCCAAGGUGAACUGGCAGCAACUUCAAAACUAUUAAAACAAGUUGAAGGCGGUAGUGAAGUCAACAGCAAAUUGCCAUUGAUUAUAGUGGCGGCGCAUCUCAACACUUUUGGACUAUAUAAUGAUUACCCACUAAACGCUGAUGCCGCUGUGUUGCUUACACUGGCCGAAGUAUUCAGCAAAAUGCACAAUACUCCAAAUGCAGUUCCUAAGUAUCGACUGCUGUUUUUACUCACCGAAUCGGGUACACUUUUGAAUUUCCAGGGCGUCAAGAAGUGGCUGGAUGAGAAUGUACAGCUGCAGGAGGACCUGGUGUCCAUUACGGGCACUUUGAUUGCGGCCAAAAAAGCAAAUAGCAUUAAAGAUGAGAACGUUGAUUUCGUAUUAUGUUUGGAUACGAUUACACAGCCAUUGAAUGCUGAAACAGGAAGUCUUUAUAUGCACGUUUCUAAACCACCCAAAGAAGGCACAGCAAUGAACGAUUUCUUCAAACUACUCAAAACUUUAGCCGCACUUUACGGCAAUGUCGCAGUCGAUGGUGUGCACAAGAAAAUCAAUUUAGCCGAUAUACAACUCGCCUGGGAGCAUGAACGUUUUAGUAUGAAACGAUUGCCUGCCUUCACAAUAUCUGCGCUAAAAUCGCCCAGAGAGCCCGUGCGUCCUACUAUCUUCAAAGAGUCCGAUGCUCAGAUUAUUGCGCAAACUCAGCAACAUGCCAAAAUAAUUGCUGAAUCAUUGGCUCACUAUGUCUAUGGAAUACAAGAGCCAAAUGAAAUUUUUGCCGGUGAAUUGCAAAUUAACAAAAACCUCAUCAAAUGCUACCUGCAGCUAAAAUCCGCGCUACAUAACAACGACCUGAAGAAUGCUUUCGAAAAGUACCUAAAGAAUGUGAAAAUAAUGUAUGAUAAACCUGAUACACGCGAUCCGGACUUUAUGCUUUAUGAGGGUCAAGAGGCCCGCCUUAACGUGUAUCAUGUAAAACCUGCCGUCUUCGAUCUCUUUCUGACCAUACUCAUCUGCGCUUACCUCGCAUCUGCGUACUUGUUCAUACAAUACUUCCCUACACUCUACGAUACAGUUUGUAAAAUGACCAAAGUGCAAACGCAACCGGCGCAAGCCAACCAUACUAACAACACAAAGUCAAAAGUUUAUUAAUUAAAUUUAUGUGUGUGAUCCAAAAGUUUGUGUCCACACGCGAAUGUAUAAAAAGGAUAUCGCAACCAAAAACGUUGCGAGUAGCAUAGGAAAAGGUGUAACUUUGUAAAAAAAAGACUAGCGGAUUCAAGUAUGAUAAGUACUAAAAUCAGUAAUUCAUUUAUAUGUAGUUGAAUACGUAAUUUGAAUAUGAAAAGGUGAAAGGUUGUUAUGUUCAAUAAAGCGGUAAGGAAUGCAAACUUAAUUGAUUUUGCUUGACAGAAUGUUGCUGAUGGUGAGAAACGCUAAAUAUCUACUUAAAACCUAUAAAGGGAAUUGUGCCAUUGCUGCUGCCUGCAAAUGUAUACAUACGUACUUACAUACAAAAAACUUAAAAGACGCAUAUGCAUUUCGAGAAUCAGACAUUCAUACAAAGUAUAGAGCACACAUUUCCCAUUCCAGCAAAGCAUUUACUGCCCCUCUAAAUACAUAUACAUACAUUCACACUGAACUGCGUUUAUGCCAGCAAUGACCUUACGCGUUGAAAUACUAUUGAGGGCAACGGUUACAGCAGACGUAGCAGCAAACUAAAAGCAAUAUUUAUGAAUAAUACUUUAAAAAAUAACAAAAUAAUUAAAGAAUAACGGUAGCCAAAUGUUUUUCACUUUGUUCUAUUAAAUUAGAAAUCCUCUUUAAAUAGCUUCAAUUAGUAAAUGGAAACUAGCGCCGCUAACGGUUAAAAUGUUCUUACUUUUAAAUUGAUUACUUUAGAAAAAAGUAACUUAAAGACAAAAUAAAUAAAGUACGUAUAUGGAAAAAAUU